CUGUAGUACCUCCCCCUAAACGUUGUAAACUGUUAAUGUUGUUGCAUUGCGGUUCCGUGAAGAAGAAAAAAACAGAUCAGACGUCAUUCGGCCAAUCGCCUCUCUACCGGGGCUUUCCAUCAUGGCGUCUAUGCAGAAGCGAUUACAAAAGGAAUUGUUGGCAUUGCAGAGUGAUCCACCUCCUGGAAUGACACUCAAUGAGAGAAGUGUGCAGAACACAAUCACUGAGUGGUUAAUAGAUAUGGAAGGUGCUCCAGGUACUCUCUAUGAAGGAGAGAAGUUUCAGCUCCUCUUCAAAUUCAGUAGUCGAUAUCCUUUCGAUUCACCUCAGGUAAUGUUCACUGGAGAAAAUAUACCCGUCCACCCGCACGUCUAUAGCAACGGUCACAUCUGUUUAUCUAUUUUAACGGAGGACUGGUCACCAGCGCUGUCUGUGCAAUCUGUUUGUUUAAGCAUUAUUAGCAUGCUUUCAAGCUGCAAAGAAAAGCGACGUCCUCCAGAUAACUCUUUUUAUGUAAAGACAUGUAAUAAGAAUCCAAAGAAAACCAAGUGGUGGUAUCAUGAUGAUACAUGCUAGUAUCCUCACUAUUUUGAUAUAUAAACAGACUUUUCCAAGUACAUCAAGUACUUUAUGAUGCAGUCUUUGGGUUAAGACUGAACCAGCAGACCCUGGAGUGGUGAUUUAUGUAUGGAUUAAGUGUACACUUCUGCUGACUGGAAAAAGUGCUUAAAAACUGCAGGAAUGUAACCCACCCGGCAAGUAUAUUCUGAUGAAAGCAAGAUGUGGAGCUUUUUUUUUAUGUUUGAUUUACGUUGUAUUGUUCUCUUUCAUAAGCCUCUGAGGGUUUGCACCGGUUGUGCAAUAAUAACUUCAGUGUGGGUUUGGAAUAAAAUGAAAGUCAGUGCAAAUCAGAAAACCAGCUACUGUAAUGGAUUAGAGACAGAUGUCUAUCCUUGCUUGGUUAUGCACUGUGAAAUUCAAACAGGGCACAUUUUUCACAUGUAUUUUAUGUAAUAUUUUAGCUGUAUAGUUUAAAACCAUAGUUUCUUUUAAAACAUAAGCCAUUUUAAGUUGAAUAUUGUAGCUGGGUGUGGUGUAUAGGACUAUUCUGAUAAAUGUCAUAUUUACGGAUAUGUACAGAUUUAAUGCAGGGUGUUGAUCAUAUGAUCUUAAAGGGUAUUUGGAAUUACACAAAUGGUUUAUGGAUUAGGAUUCAAGCACUGGUUUUAUAUAUAGACCCCCAUUUUGUGUAGUUAAAACGAGAGAUAACUUUACGCAUAAUCACUUUAUCUUUUAUGUAAAGCUCUAUCUAGUAAUAUUAAAAUUGUCUGUUUGAUUUCAUGAUUUAUAUUACUGUGCUGGGAAAGGUUCUUUUAAAAAGAUGACUUUUCCAUGCCGUUAGCAUUAGAAAAAGUAAAGUUUGUCUUCAUUGUUUUGUUAAAACUUUAUUUAACUUUAUUUAAAAGAAACAUUCUUAUUAAAGUAAUAUAUUUUGAAAUGCUGUCAUGUAUUUCAAUUAGACUACUUUAUAAAUGUGUAU
Messenger RNA from Cyprinus carpio (common carp), 1541 nucleotides. Its product is annotated as ubiquitin-conjugating enzyme E2 W. Lineage: Eukaryota; Metazoa; Chordata; Actinopteri; Cypriniformes; Cyprinidae. The record is from RefSeq and is a predicted model, not a curated record.